UCUGUGCAGUUACAUCAAUUCCUUUCUUUGUGCCUUCUUAGAAGCAUCUUCCACGGGGAGGUUAUCAUAUUCAGUUCAUUGACAGCAUCAGUAUGUUUGACUCUACAUUUACAUCAUCCUUCAAUUCUAAAGAUACUUCUACAUUUUUAAUAUUAGUCUCCAAUACAUCUUGGAUUAGAUGUUCCUCAACUAAAUCAAUGAUUUACUCUCCCAAAGCCUGUGUAGUAAUUAUUCAAGUUAUUUUCUAAGGGUUUUAUUUUUCUUUUCAAUUUUUUUUUUCAUUUAUAAAAUCUCCUGGGUUCGUUUUUAGUCGACAAUGAUGUUUUUAUUUUAAGCGUGCUGAACGAAAUUGUUUCACCUGCCUGUUCAGGCAGAUAAAUGCUUGUUUAUUCUGGUUUUGGCUCGUUUCAUUUUCACACAUGAAUUACAGAGGCAAAAUCAACAGAAUGCCUCAAAAAUUAAAGGUGUCCGAAUUACUGGAGCGUCCGGACUAUCGAAGUUAUACUGUAAUUCACUUGUGCCAUGUUCCCAACACGUUUGACCAUCAUUUUAACCAUUUAAUCGCACGUAUUUCAUGAAAAUUCUUCUGCUACUCGAAUUAUAACACCCAUUAACAAUUUUCUUCGCCUCAAAUUUCAGUGCGUCGCAUCUAACCGGCGUAAAUAUUUUUUCGCAAUCAACCGGCGACCGAACACGUUGUACGUCGUGUUGCCGCGGCACGGUACCCACACCACCAUCGCCUGGGAACCCGGUGGGGAAACGGUCGAGCGCCUCCGGUGCACCAGUGUGCGGCACUCGUCUUGUGUUCUUCGCGUCUGACCACGGUGUGCACGGCUGACAGCUGAGCAGGCGCGUUCCGUGUCGUCGAUAUAGAACUACGGGGCCCUUGGAUAUGUGUGUUUAUGUUUUAUUCAGGCCAAAAAUGGGGCAUUUUCAUUCGGAAUGAACGGCGUACCCGACUGUGCUGUGCUAAAUUCGAAUCGGUGUUUUGUUAUUGGGGGUGGAUACAUGUGUUGUGGUUUUUAAUCAUAUGUGUUUUGUUUACCUAUUGAACGCUGUUGUUGUUUUGGAUAUUAAACGGGGAUUUUGAAUUGACCACCCCAGUGCUGAAAGGUGCAACACCGAUCAUUUAAAAGUGAUUUGUUCCGUUGGUAUAUUACUAAGGUUGCCGGCGCCACCGUCGCCCACCCCGUGGAGGGGACACAUCAGCUGGUACCGGCGUCCCGACGUGAGCGUCGUCAGUCGUUCACAGGCGUCGUCUAGCUGCGCUACGCUGCCAACGGAACAGUCUCUGACAGGGCCACAACACACCACAUCCAAGUCACCUGCAUCCGUGUGGACAUAGUUGCCGGCUAUUGGUAAACAACAGUGAUCGUGCGUGGGCCUUGUGCUAAACACAGUUCUUGGUGAUGGUAACUAGUCUGGUUUGAGUGCUUUUUUCCUUCGUAUGAUUUGGUUUUGACUGCUGUGACAUGUUCUGGUAGCGCGAGGGGGUGAGAUUACGUACGAUGAGGGGCCUUUCUGUACUCAUCGCGUGCGUCGUGACCGCGUGCUACGCAGCCUGGCAAGAGAACGUCAGGCCCAAGAUGUAUGUCCAAUUAGGAGCGGAAGACGACGUGCGCCACUUCACAGGGAACGACACCCACACGGACUACUUCCGGCUGGUGCUGCGAGAUGGGGACUCCUUGCUGGUCGGUGGAAGGAACGUGGUGUAUAAUUUGACGCUGAGCGACUUGACCGAACAACAGAGGCUGACAUGGAUCUCCAACGAGAACGACUUCAAAAUGUGCGUCGUCAAGGGAAAAGACGAGGAGAACUGCCAGAACUACAUCAGGAUAAUGGCGAAGACCGACGCCGGCAGGCUGCUGCUCUGCGGCACCAACGCCUUCAAGCCGAUCUGUCGCGAAUACAACGUACUCAGCAAGAAUUACACCGUCGAGAAGGAGAAACCGGGCCAGGCGGUCUGUCCCUACGACCCCCAUCACAACUCGACCGCCAUUUAUGUCGACGGCGACUUGUACACUGGAACAGUGGCCGAUUUCAGCGGGAUGGAUCCCAUUAUCUACAGGGAACCACUACAGACAGAACAAUACGAUUCGAUGAGCCUGAACGCUCCCGAUUUCGUCAGCUCGCUGACCCAGGGCGAUUUCGUUUAUUUCUUCUUCAGGGAGACAGCGGUGGAAUACAUCAAUUGCGGAAAGACCGUCUAUUCCCGCGUGGCCAGGGUAUGCAAGAACGACAGAGGAGGACCACACAGAUUCAGAAAUAGAUGGACUUCUUUCCUAAAAGCUAGACUGAAUUGUUCUGUCACGGGAGACUUCCCGUUCUAUUUCAAUGAAAUCCAAUCAUCGACUGACUUAAUAGAUGGUCAAUACGGCGGAAAUUCCGCCCAGCUAAUCUAUGGUACUUUCACGACACCGCCAAACAGCAUAUCGGGAAGCGCCGUUUGCGCUUUCAGCCUGAAGGACAUCACCGACGCCUUCGAGGGCAAUUUCAAGGAGCAGGCGGCCAUCAACGCGAACUGGCUGCCGGUGCUCAGCAACAAAGUGCCGGAUCCACGACCCGGACAAUGUCAUAACGACAGCAGAACACUGCCAGAUUUAACACUCAACUUCAUCAAAACACACUCGUUGAUGGACGCCAGCGUUCCAAACUUCUUUGGACAGCCCAUCGUUAUUCGCACCAGUUUCCAUUAUAGAUUUACACAAAUAGCUGUAGAUCCUCAGGUUAAAGUUCCUGGAGGGAAAACUUACGACGUCUUGUUCAUCGGGACAGAUAAUGGUAAAAUAAUCAAAGCAGUAAACGGUCUGUCGGCCGAAACCAGACAUGGGGUCAGGCCUGUAGUUGUGGAAGAAAUCCAGGUGUUCCCCGUACACGUGGCGGUAAGAGGCAUAAAAAUAAUGAAAGGAGGAAAGAGUGCCAAGGACGAAGGUCGAUUAGUCGUUAUUUCUGACACGGAAGUUCAAUCCUUAAGACUGCACAGAUGUGAUAGCAACAAAAUAUCCAGUUGCAGCGAAUGCGUCGCACUGCAAGACCCAUACUGUGCUUGGGACAAGGUACAGGGUAAAUGCAGAUCCCGCGGUCAGGGGAGAUGGGGCGAAGACACCUACUUCUUCCAGAGCGUUUCCACCGGGGAACACACUGCUUGCCCACCCCCGAAGCUUGGCAAAGAUGCAGGAUCUGUGGGAGGCUUGAGCUCCAGUCUGCCCAAAUUUAGUGACCACAUUCCGAACAAAGAACAACCUGACGGACAGGUUAUCAACAUUAUGCAGGAAAAAACAUACGAAAGCAGCGGUCCUGCGGUAACAGCUGCGGAUGCUCUGCCGACUCAGUACUCAGUCGAAACUUUAAUUAUGGCAGUUGUUGCUGGAUCAGUUUGCGCUCUAGUCGUCGGAUUCAUAGCUGGUUAUUUGUGCGGCAGAAAGUGUCACAAGGACGAGGACGACAAUCUCCCGUAUCCAGAUACAGAAUAUGAAUAUUUCGAACAGCGUCAAAACAUGAAUAGUAGGAUAGCUGCUGAACCGAAGUUGCUUCCUCAAGAGGAAGUUACUUAUGCUGAACCGGUACUGGUUCCGCAACCGCCGCCAAAAUUGCAUUCUCCCAAGAAUACACUUCGUAAGGGUCCACAUCAGAACAACGCCGAGACCCUCUUCCAAUUCCAGACCGAUGGCGGAUACAAUGGAAGGGAUAAUUAUAGGGGUAGGGAUAACUUCGGGACACUCCGUUCACACCAGUUGUUGCAGGGCGACCAGUACCGACGGGGCGACGGCUUCGCAACCACACGCAGCGUCAAAAAGGUUUACCUCUGAGACAGCGGCGAGGAGGGCGCCGGACCGCAGGCGCCCCGCAGUCUUGGGCGCACGGCGGCGCCGCGUCAACAGCCGCCGCCGCCGCCCUCGCAGCGCAGCGGACACAGCGCGCUGCCAACGAGCAGCGGCUCGAGCAGCUCGCCGUCGCCGCCCUCCUCGUCGCCCUCGCCCACGCCACCGCACACCGCCAGCUACAUCUAUCGCGCAUAGCCCGCCACCGCGCAGAUCGGUCCGUCGGCGUCGGAACACCACCGACAGGCGGCCACCAUUCACGUGUGACUCGGCACGUCGGAGGCCGUCGCCGCAGCCGUCCUGCGGUCCAGGUAACCGAUUUCGCGAUGCGGUCGCUCCGGAUGGAUGUACGGGAUGGGCCGUUGUCGUCCGGCUGGCGUUUUUCCCUUAUAUUCAUGAAAGAUCAUUUUAGUGUAUACGGAGAAAUUGGGAAAGCCAUUUUUUGUUCGGCAUUAAAAACGACACUGUAAUUUGUACGCUACAUAUUCAUGGUACGUAUUUUUGACUCCAUUGUUAAUGAUAUUAUUUAUAAAUUUACGUAUUAAUUAUUUAUAAAAGUAACUAACAUGAUAAAAACAAACUAUUAUAUAGUGAACUUUUUAUUUAUUGCUUACAUUAAGUGUUAAAUGCGAGUUGGUUUUUCCAAUUUUUCCCCAUCUGCUAGAGUUACCUCUGCUAAAGUAAAUUUCCCCUGAGUUCUUGAAAGAGAUGUUAAUAAAAUUUCGAAGUGACUUUCCAAAUACUAUAUAUGUAGUAUUAUGGUUUCAAUGAAAAUAUGAAGAUUCAAAAUUAGCGGAGAGGACUAGUAAGCAUAGAGUAGGGCAGUGUAUUUUAGACAAAGAUAUGAAAUAGAGUCAUUUAAGUAUUUUCAUGAUUAAUAAGUGCUUCUUAUGGAUGUGUUAGAUAAGAGUGUCCGUAUAAAAAUAGAUUGUUAUAAUUUAGCAACAUUGUGAUUAGAUUGUAUAUUCUUUAGCUAUAAAAUCGUUCCAUCUGAUCUUUGUUAUCGAACUCUAUAUUUUAUAUCGAGCAUACCUCACUUUGUAACAUAACUUGUUCAUUUUUAAUAAGAUGUCUAAAUAAGACACGAAUAAAUACUGCGAUGACGUAUUGAUUAAAAAUUAUUAAAUCCGAAGCUUAAUGAUCUGUAUUUCUUUUCGACAUGCAACAGUAACCUAAUCGGAUUUUCAAUCAAUACCGUGCAAGUAUAAUAAAAAAUAUUACUUAAAUUUGUAACUCCAUAAAUGAAUCAUCGUUUCCCAUUUGUCAACAAGAAAUCAGUUUUUUAUACAGGAACGUGAAAUGUAUUCACUAUUGGAUGAAAAGAUUGAGUGAGGUUGGUUGUUUCAAAGUGGGCGUAUUUUAAGUUGGUUGGAAUUAUUUCUAUGCUUUUUUGAUUUAAUUAACGCAAACUAGUAAUGUACAUAAGACUGAGAUACAUAAUACUCCGUGUCCAAUUUUAGUAUGUAAAGCUAAUUUUUCUAAUUUACGAUUUUCGUGUAUGUUAAGACAGUACAAAACUUUCCAAAUGUAAUGUGCUCCUUGUGGCGGUAUUUUUAUGACUAAUUUUGAUUUGUUAGACAUUAGUUUUUUAGAUUUUUCCAGAGUGUAUAACAAAUCAUUAAUGAGUCAAUUAUUUGGGUGCUCGCACCUUUUGAAGUAAUACGUUCAUACAUACUUUACAAUGCCCUAAUUGUUUUUAAAUCUAUGAAGUUUUUGAUAAAUUUUUAUAACCUUACUGAUGUUGGAAAGUAUUUAUGGAUGUGUUACAAAUUACCUUUUUAUACAUCACCCAUUUUGUUUAGGUAAAUUUUAUUUUUAUUGUUGCUCAAAGCGGUUUAUUGAUAGAAAUUAGUUAAAAACACUCAUUGUUUUAUUGUUUUUUUUUGUGUAAUUUAUGUAUUUAUAUUAUUUUUAAAUGAUAUUGUCAAAUAAUUGUAUCCACACAAAACAUGUGAUUAAUACUGAAGUCAUUUUUAUAAGUGUGUCACUAAAGUUUUUCGGGUUGUUUUUCAAUUUUAUCGAUUUUAUAUUGAUAAAUGACUUAUUUUUAAUAACGAUAAUAAGCCGGAAAACUGUAGGGGCAGUGUAGUUUUGUUUUGAUAGUGUUUUAUAUAUAUAAAUAUAUUCCAAUAACAUGUCAGUAAUUUUCCCAAAAUUGUAUAAAGUUGUAGAUAGAAUUUUAACAAUAUAGUAACCUAGUCAAGUUAUAAAUAUAUAUAAAGAUUACAAAAAUUUGGCACUCGAAAAUUUUAUAGAAUUAGCAUUAGAGUUUAUAAUUUCUAAUAAAUAUUAUUGUAUAAAAUUUUUUAAUACAUCAACAUAUUAUAACGUCAGAUUCGUUGUAUGGGCUGAGAAGUUUAUCGUAUCGAUACAGCUUUUCUUCUUUUAUUUCUGCCAAGUUCAUGUUUUUUAUGCUCAAAAUUGCAUUUUUUUAUGGCCAAGACCAGACCGAAUUCUGAACCUGACGGCAUUCUUAAAGCAUUCUUAAAUAUUUAUGUGGAUGUCGUGGAGUACAGUGUUGGGGUUGUGCCCAUGGUCAUUUUACGAUUUACGAGUACUAUAUAGCCAAAGUUUUCUAUACAAGACCUUGUAUAAAAUUACAUCGGUGAAGUUCCUUGAUAUUAGAAUUGUUACCGAUGUUUACUCACUUUUAGUAUUCGAAAACUUCCAUUCUAGUAUUUAUAAUAAUAACUAUUUAUAAAUUUAUUUUAUGAAUAGGUAUUAUGCAUCAAAUUUAUUAGGUAGAAAGCUAUCAAAGUUUCUCUGUAGAUGUACAGAACUUUUUUGUUCUCUCAAGUUGUUUGAUACGUGACAGUAUAUUAAUCUAUCAUAUUUAUAAUUGACUAAAUAUCCCAUAUUACAGCUAAUUCACAUGAAAACGUUUAUCUAUGGCUAUACUCGAUUUAAAACUACUCUUGAUGUAUUUUUUUACAGUCCCUGCGUCCUGAGCCAAACAACGUUAAAUUAUUGACUGAACCAUCUGAUUGCUUACAUUUGUGAGUAAAGCGUUUAUGGAUGGCUUUUUGACACAUUGUAUGUGACCCAAGUCACAGAUUUUAUUUAACUAAAAAUAAGUUUAGCAUCAGGAUGAAAGACUACUACUAUAUGUUGAAAAGAAACAUUAUAGAUAAAAAUUCGUAACAAAGAAUCGUUGUUUAACCGUUCAGAGUUUAGAUUUUGCUAGUCAUCUUAAUUGACCAGCUGAUUUAUUAAUUCGUUAUUAUUCAAUAUUAUUGUAAUCCCACAUUUUUAUACUUGGUCUCACUUAGUGGAAUCAGAAAGAUUUUUUUUCUUUAUUGUGUUGGAAAUAAGAGUAGAGUAGCAGACAGUCGAUAACAUCUAGUGAUUUGUACUAAGUGAUGUGAAUUCUAAUAAAUUUAGAUUAUUAUAUCUAUUCAUAAUAAUAAAUAAACUUGCUUCUUCCUAAAAUGGGAUUUGCCCAAAAACCCAUGCAGUAAUCUGCAAAUAGCUGUGCGAGCGUUUUUGUAACUUGUAAGGCUGCAGCCAGUUUUUUAAAAUAUUACAUUAUUAUAUAAAAAUAGAGUAAAUAUAGUUCUAGGUAGAUUAUAAGUAUUCGCAAAUUGUAUGUAUGCAGAAAAAAAAACGUACUGAUUCCAGAUCUGUUCUGGAUGUUUGCCUAAGACAGCCUUUAGCAUAUUAUAUAAACAUCGUUACUAAAAUCAUACAACAAUUUAUAUAUUUAAACAUUCCAUAUUCAAUUAAUUGAAAAACGAGGUAUUUAAUAUUUGUCCCAAAAAUAAUAAAUGAUUUAAAUACUUUGUCAAUACAAUAUAUCUUAGAGUAUGUUUAAAAAUUAAAAGUGGAUUAACAAUUCUAAAAAAUAGAUUUACAUUGCUGCGAUUGUUAGUUGUAAUUAUAAGUUAAGCCUUUCGCAGAUGUAUUAUAUUUAAUACAAUAAAAAUUACAUACAAUUUGUCCAGAAAAAUGCAUUUUUAUAUUUCUUUGUGUAUAGAACUAUUAUUUUUUUACCUCUAUGAAGGAACUAUGUAAGUUUGUGUUUAUUGAAUACCGUGUAUAUUGUGAGAUUCUGGGCAAAAUGUAACAUGAAAUAUUUAAUAAUAUUAACUUUAGACAACACAAUGUAUUCUUUGAAUAGAAUAAAAAGUAUAUAAUGAA
Aethina tumida (small hive beetle) is the source of this 7958-nucleotide messenger RNA. Its product is annotated as semaphorin-1A. Bases 1509 to 3809 code for a protein of 766 amino acids. Gene Ontology annotation, molecular function: chemorepellent activity; semaphorin receptor binding. The transcript is spliced from 17 exons. The record is from RefSeq and is a predicted model, not a curated record. Gene Ontology annotation, biological process: axon guidance; positive regulation of cell migration; negative chemotaxis. Lineage: Eukaryota; Metazoa; Arthropoda; Insecta; Coleoptera; Nitidulidae.